CCAGUGUCAUCGUCGUGCCUGUGGUAAGAGUCAGAGGAGGAAGUAGGCGUGGGAGAUUAUUAUUUACACCCUCGCUGCUUUUUAUUUCAAACACACACACUACUGAGUGAGGCAGGAACAGCAUUUACACCAGAGUAACUCCAGCAGCUGCUUUGUGGAAGUGUUCCCACUCAUUUUGACUUCCAUAAGAGAGUUGUGUGUGAGUGACAGUGUCACCAUGGUCCUGCCUGGCUCGUGCCAUGCCGCGUUCACGGUCCUCCGGCAGAUAGAGUCGGUGGUGGUGCUGGAGCAGCUGGGAAGCAGUCUCUUCGACACGGCCCUGCAGAUGGUGGUGAAGGACCGGAGUGUUAACGCCACCUACACCGACGUAUCCGAGAAAGACAGCCAGCAGAAGUUCAUGACAGACUUCUUCUUGAUCUACAACCUCAUCAUCGGACUGACUCCCAUCCUACCGGCCAUGUUGCUGGCCAGGUUAGGGGACCGCGGCUGGAGGAAAGCCCCCAUCAUGCUGCCCCUCAGCGGGUACCUGCUGUCCAGGCUCGCCCUGCUGCUGGUGGUCCUCUUCCGGCUCCCGCUGGAGGUGAUGUACGGAGCCGGGGUGGUCUUCGGGCUGUCUGGGGGCUUCUGCGCGUACUGGCCCGGCGUGAUGACGCUGGCGUCGCUCGGCUCCACGGCGAAGGACCGAUCCAAGGUGAUGAUGAGGGUGGAGCUGCUGUACGGGGGGGCCGGCCUGGUGGGUAGCCUGGUGUCGGGGCACCUCUUCCUGCUCUACAGCUCCAGCACCCAACAUGGGUCCAUCCUGCUCUCUGUGAGCACUCUGCUGCACCUGCUCUGCCUCUUACACUCCAUCACCCUGCUGCAGGUGAAGCCAGUCCCCAUCCCAGAGCCAGAGGACGUCUGCGACCUCCUGCCCCAGGCCCCCGAGGGGGUCCCUGUGGAGGCCCCUGCAGGGAGGAACAUGGUGAACGUGGCUCUGCUGUUUGUUGCUGCCAUGCUGUACGUCUCCGCAGUGGGGGGGGGCAUAGAAAUACUGGGCCCCUUUUUGUUGAAAGAGCCACUCAGCUGGAGUGCCACUCAGGUGGGUUAUGGGAACGCAGCGGGCUGCACCAUCUUCCUGACCAGCUUCCUGGGCGUCAUGGUGUUUCGCCGCUGCGUCAGCGACACGUCUCUCAUCCUGAUCGGCAUGCUGUCGUUCGCAUCGGGAAUUUACUUCAUGUCCUUCGUCACGGCAACCUACAUGUUCUACCUGGCCCGCUCACUCACCCUAUUCGCCCUCAUCCCGAUGCCCAUCAUCAGAUCUCUGCUCUCACAGCAGGUCCCUGCAUCCUCCUGUGGCACCGCUCUCACCUCCCUGCAGCUGGCUCUGAAGUUUGCCAGCCUGGCCUACCUCCCGGCCUUCACUAAGAUCUACCAGCGGACCCUGGACUGGUUCCCAGGCUUCGUCUUCACGCUGUCCAGCAUCAUCACCGUGCUGGGGAUGAUACCAAUAUGUGUCAUCGGCUGCAGAUCUCCUAAAACGCAACGGUACGAAACAAUCCAAGGGGACUGAGGCCCCCCCGUCCCCCCGUCAGCCGUGAGCUAGCAUCAGUACGAGUAAGACAGCAGCAGAGACAGGAAAUGGGCAGAAAGCAGAAUGGUGCCUUUAAUGUAAUUUCCUAUUGUGGUGAAACUUUAGACAUGUAGUAGAGGAGAUCCUACAGGCGGAUCAUUCAGUAGCAUUCAUGUUUAUAUUCUAUUUUUGUACUCCUAUGCAGACCUUUAUAUGAACAAAUACGUAUUUUAGAAUUGGUUUUGACAAAUGUCAUAAACAGAAUUUUAGUGACAUUUUUAUAAAUUAAAGUCAUCUCUACAGCAACACCAACAAGGGGAUUUUACCACAAUGUAAAUAUGUCAUUGAAUGUGUCCAACGUUUUUAGGGUUAUUUUUUCUACUGCUUUGAGGUUAGGGUUAGGGUUAUAAACAUAUCAAAUUUAGAAAUGUGUUUUUGAAUAGCCACUCAAGUCUCUGUGUGUG
Trematomus bernacchii (emerald rockcod) is the source of this 2013-nucleotide messenger RNA. RefSeq names its product thymic stromal cotransporter homolog. Gene Ontology annotation, biological process: transmembrane transport. Gene Ontology annotation, cellular component: membrane. Gene Ontology annotation, molecular function: transmembrane transporter activity. NCBI's taxonomy places the organism in Eukaryota, Metazoa, Chordata, Actinopteri, Perciformes, Nototheniidae. The record is from RefSeq and is a predicted model, not a curated record.